ACUCCUCCUAUUGUGGAGAGCCGGAACCUCAGUGUUACACUGAAGUCAGGCCCAGAACUGGAUUGGCGCCUGCCUCCAGGUUCGGGGCUGGGAUAGGAGUUGGGAUCAGGUUCUGGUUUGGGCUGAGCUUCAGAACAGCUGUGACCAGCUGGAAGAGGUGGUGAAAACUUCUCCCGUGACUCCUGCGGCUUUCAGACUCUCUCUGCCCCGACUCAUUUUAUUCACAACUGAGUAGGCUCAGAGUCUCAGUUUCCAGAAAGAAUGUGUCAGGAUACCUUGCCCCACCCCAUUAAAACAACACUAUUGGUCUCUGUGAAUUAUAUUCUAUGGUUCAAAGGCCUUUGGGAAUACCCGAUCCCAUCUGAUCCUCACAUGCUCUCAGGGAUGAGAGAUUCAAACAUUCCAACUGAAGAAAAAAUGUUCCAACUUCCCCCAGGUUACUGAGCUGCGUGCUGAAGCCAGAUACUAAACACCUUGCUUUAGUGGUUUAGCUGCUUUUCUUGUUUCUGUAUUAAUACGAAAUGAUUAAACAGAGGCCUGGCCAUGGUAUUAAGAUGGGGUUCUACUGAGGUGAGUGCACUGUGUUCUGGCUUUGAAAGCUGCCGGGUACAAUCAGGGGUUAGGGCACUGAGCCAGACUUGACUUAGUGGGGAGAGAGGAUGACUGAUGAAGAGUUUGGCAAACCAGGCAUUUUCCUGGUUCUUUGGGACCUGCUUGGGCUCAUGUGUGCUCACAUACCCUGCCCUUGAUGCCCUGCCUCUUCUCGUAUCCAGAGUGAUACACAAAACAAUCUCACAGCGAAGCCCUUUGGCUGACCUGUCACAUACCAGCCUUGAAUUUUGAUUUCCACCGGUGUAUGCUGGGGGUGUUGGAAGUGGCGUAAAACCUCUGCUAGGUUCCAGGGCCUGCCAGCUCACCAGGGAAAAACCCACACGAUGCUUGGUCUGUUGGCCCUCUUCUGUAAUCCCAGCACUUGGGAGGCUAAAGCAGGAAGAUUGUUGUGAGUUCAAGAUCUGCCUGGGGGCUCUACGUGAAACCAUUUCAAAACAAACCAAAAAGGCAGCGUGGGUGGAGGAGACCUUGGAGCGUCCGUUCCUAUUCCUGAGAUGUCUCUGCCCAGGAUGCAUUUCCAAAGCCAUUGUUGCUGCAUCUGUUCCUGGGUCUCUUUUGACAACCCUGUUUUCACUGUUUUCUGAUUGGUGGCCCAUUGGUAGAGCUGGAAUACCAGUGGGAUAGAGUAAGAGGUUCUGGCCGGGGACCCAAGCAGUCUCCCUACAGAUGCCUGGCCCCUCUUUGCCUUGGGGUGGUCUUAAUGACAUCUGACGUUUCCUCCCAGAGCCUGAACUAGAGUCAGGAAGUACAGAAGGUAGGUUCCUGGAGCCGGUUGGUCGGGAUUCCCAAGAAUUCCAGGCUGGAAAUGAGGGGAAAUGCUCACCUCCAACUGCCAAGAUGCUCUCAGUGAAAGAGGGGAAACCACGUAGCCUGGAGAGGACACCCCGCCCACUCAGACCUAAACCUUACCUAAACUUCCCAGCUGGGAGGGGAAACAAGAUUAUUCCUCUUUUGACCACCUUAAUCUCAAACUUAGGAGACAGGAAAAACUAGGGGACACUCAUUCUGGGGGCUGUGGAGCAGCUGGAUGGAGAGACGGACGGGGGUGCAGUAUGCUUUGGGAUGUGAGAAGAUCUGGUAGAGCUGGCUGGUCAGGGACGGGCAGGUGGAGCCAGUUUGAGGGCCUGACCGCUGAUGUCAUCUGUCUGCACCCUGGGGUACUGGGAUCUUCCUGGCAAAAAUGAGUUCCUGGCUCAGAGACCCGUUCCACAAGGCCAAGCCUGGUGGGUACUACAAGAGAGCUUGGCAGCAGGAGCCUCAGUAAGCGCCUCCAGCUUGGAAAUAAAUCUGCCCUACAGGGCUGUGCGUGGAAGAGGAUCCCCCUUCACGACUGCUCUCUGAACACGCAGUGUGGCAAGAUUCUCACCUCAGCCCCAGGUCUGACAGGACUUGGCCCGACCCCCCUCCUUAGCAUGAUCUCAGUUCCUAGAAAGGAGAAAGUCCCGCCCCUACUUGGGGACAGCCCCCAGAGACUGGCCUCUUGACCGCCGACGAGGGAUGAAGCAACCACACUACCCCUUUUCCCAGAAGCUCAGCCCCGCCCACCCUCCCCUCAUAAACCACCUACCCGGCCCGCCCUACACCUUCCACUCGCGUGGCUGCGUCCAGCCUGUUGGUCCCGUCCCAUACGCCUGUCCUGCUCCACCCCGGCCCGGGACCCAGUGGUGCCAUCACCAGCACCGCUGCCAGGCACAAUGGAAGGUCCUCGCUCAGACGUGGGCCGCUGGGGUGGGAACCCCUGGCAGCCCCCUACCACGCCGUCGCCAGAGCCAGAGCCAGAGCCAGACAGACGCUCGCGUUCCCGCCGAGGAGGAGGCCGCUCCUUCUGGGCUCGCUGCUGCAGCUGUUGUUCCUGCGGGAACAGAGCUGAUGAUGACUGGGGGCCUGAGCCUUCUGGCUCCAGAAGCCGGGGGUCCAGCUCUCGGGGUGGCCGGAGACCUGAGUCUCGGGGCAGCGCUGUGAACGCAGCUGGAGAUGGCACCAUCCGAGAGGGAAUGCUGGUUGUGACUGGCGUGGAUCUGCUGUGCUCACGCUCAGACCAGAACCGCCGAGAGCACCACACGGAUGAGUUUGAGUAUGAUGAGCUGAUUGUGCGCCGUGGGCAGCCCUUCCACAUGGUCCUCAUCCUGAACCGAGAAUACGAGUCCUCUGAUCGCAUUGCUCUGGAGCUGCUCAUUGGAAACAGUCCCGAGGUGGGCAAGGGUACCCACGUGAUCAUCCCGGUGGGCAAGGGGGGCAGCGAUGGCUGGAAGGCCCAAGUGACCAAGGCCAGUGGACACAACCUCAACCUCCGCGUCCACACCUCCCCUAAUGCCAUCAUCGGCAAAUUUCAAUUCACUGUCCGCACACGCUCAGAAGCUGGAGAGUUCCAGUUGCCCUUCGACCCUCGCAAUGAGAUCUACAUCCUUUUCAACCCCUGGUGCCCAGAGGACUUGGUGUACGUGGACCAUGAAGACUGGAGGCAAGAAUAUGUGCUUAACGAGUCUGGACGAAUCUACUAUGGAACAGAAGCACAGAUUGGUGAACGGACCUGGAAUUAUGGCCAGUUUGAUCAUGGGGUGCUGGAUGCCUGUCUGUACAUCCUGGAUCGGAGAGGGAUGCCCUAUGGAGGUCGUGGGGACCCAGUCAGCGUCUGCCGGGUCAUCUCUGCCAUGGUGAACUCCCUGGAUGACAAUGGAGUCCUGAUUGGGAACUGGACUGGCGAUUACUCUCGAGGCACCAACCCCUCAGCGUGGGUGGGCAGCGUGGAGAUCCUGCUUAGCUACCUGCGCACCGGCUAUUCUGUCCCCUAUGGCCAAUGCUGGGUCUUUGCUGGUGUUACCACCACAGUGCUGCGAUGCCUGGGCCUUGCCACCCGAACUGUCACCAACUUCAACUCUGCCCACGACACAGACACAUCCCUCACUAUGGACAUCUACUUUGAUGAAAACAUGAAGCCCCUUGAGCAUCUGAACCAUGAUUCUGUUUGGAACUUCCACGUGUGGAAUGACUGCUGGAUGAAGAGGCCAGACCUGCCCUCAGGCUUUGAUGGGUGGCAGGUUGUGGAUGCCACACCCCAGGAGACCAGCAGUGGCAUCUUCUGCUGUGGCCCCUGCUCUGUGGAGUCCAUCAAGAACGGCUUAGUCUACAUGAAGUAUGACACACCCUUCAUUUUUGCUGAGGUGAAUAGUGACAAGGUAUACUGGCAGCGGCAGGACGAUGGCAGCUUCAAGAUCGUGUAUGUGGAGGAAAAAGCCAUCGGCACACUCAUUGUCACAAAGGCUAUCAGCUCCAACAUGCGCGAGGACAUCACCCACACCUAUAAGCACCCAGAAGGCUCAGAAGCAGAGCGGAGAGCUGUGGAGAAGGCUGCUGCCCAUGGCAGCAAACCCAAUGUGUACGCCACCCGGGACUCUGCUGAGGACGUGGCCAUGCAGGUGGAGGCCCAGGACGCUGUGAUGGGACAGGAUCUGACAGUCUCUGUGGUGCUGACCAAUCGUGGCAGUAGCCGCCGCACUGUGAAGCUACACCUCUACCUCUCUGUCACCUACUACACUGGUGUCACUGGGUCUACCUUCAAGGAGACCAAGAAGGAAGUGGCACUGGCCCCAGGAGCCUCGGACUCUGUGACCAUGCCUGUGGCCUACAAGGAAUACAGGCCCCACCUUGUGGACCAGGGGGCAAUGCUGCUCAAUGUCUCAGGCCAUGUCAAGGAGAGUGGGCAGGUACUAGCCAAGCAGCACACCUUCCGUUUGCGCACCCCAGACCUCUCUCUUACGUUACUGGGAGCAGCAGUAGUUGGCCAGGAAUGUGAAGUACAGAUCGUGUUCAAGAACCCCCUGCCCGUCACCCUCACCAACGUUGUCUUCCGGCUCGAAGGUUCUGGGUUACAGAGACCCAAGGUCCUCAACGUUGGGGACAUCGGGGGUAAUGAGACAGUCACGCUGCGCCAGACAUUUGUGCCUGUGCGACCAGGCCCCCGCCAGCUCAUUGCCAGCCUGGACAGCCCACAGCUCUCCCAAGUACAUGGUGUCAUCCAAGUGGACGUGGCCCCAGCCUCUGGAGGUGGAGUUUUCUCAGAUGCUGGAGGUGACAGUCGCUUGGAGGAAAGCAUACCUAUGGCGUCUCGAGGUGGAGCUUAGCCCCGGGCCAGGAGCAAUGAGACUGGAAUCAGAUGAAUAAGGACAUUGCCCCAACAUGGGGGACCACCACAAAGUAGCUCCCCAGGCUCAGGCAGGAAGGCUGGGCACCUGGGGAGGCAGUGGAUCUUCACCUGUGCUGAUAAUAAACUGUUUGUUUUUUUUUUUUAAAUGAAGAUGCUAUUUAGUAUACCUACCUGUCAAUCUAGGCCAAGAAGUAUGGAAUCACACUGUGCCGGAGAUUUACAUGGCAUUUUUUGAAGCCCUGGUUCACAACUGUGGCCGGAAGGUAAUAGUGCUAUGUCAGCCACUCUUGAGAUAAACUUGCUUAGUGUCAUGGCCACCACACCUCGCCCAAACUGUAUUUGCAAAUAUUCUUGAAUAAAUUGGGCCUAAGAGCACAGGCCUGUGACCCCAGUUCCUUGGGAAUUAGGAGGAGCUAAAGUUUAAGAGCUGCCUGAGUGACAGCGUGAGUUCAAGGUCAGCCUAGGUAACUUAGGGAGACCCUGUCCCAUCAAAAGUGAAGAGUACUGGGAAUAUAGCUCGGGAAUACGGGCACAGAAUUUGCCGGGUAGGCUCAAAACCCCUGUGCUAGAAAAAGAUCUUGUAGAAUUUUUAUAGAAGUGAUUAUGUUCAUUGUUGAGAGUUAACCAAUGACAGGGCCAGCAGGGUGGGUCCGUAGGGGAAGAUGCUGUUCUCAAGACUGACGACGACCUAAGUUCCAUCCCAGGACCCGCCGGGUAGAAGGAGGGAGCCCGUUCCAGGUCCCACGAGUCGUCCUCUGACCCCACAUAUGCGCCACAUGGCAGCAUUCAGAAGCCUGAGGCAGGAGAAUCGUGAGCUUGGGCUACACGUCAAGAUCCUACCUCAAAAAAGCCAGCAAGCAGCCAAGCAUGAUGUUCAAUCCCAGUUCAAGUACACGUUCAGUUCCAGUGCUUCAGGAGACAGAGGCAGGUAGAUUUCUGAGGCCAGCCUGGUCUACACAGUAAGUUGCAGAGCAGCAAGAGAUACAUAGUAGAAACCCUGUCUCAAAAACAAACAAAAACA
Messenger RNA from Peromyscus californicus insignis, 5777 nucleotides. It is a transcript of the gene Tgm1, whose product is annotated as transglutaminase 1. The coding region runs from base 2307 to 4733 and encodes 808 amino acids. Gene Ontology annotation, molecular function: protein-glutamine gamma-glutamyltransferase activity. Gene Ontology annotation, biological process: peptide cross-linking. NCBI's taxonomy places the organism in Eukaryota, Metazoa, Chordata, Mammalia, Rodentia, Cricetidae. The transcript has 15 exons. The record is from RefSeq and is a predicted model, not a curated record.